AUGUGGCAGCCAAACACACCCCUAUCGGAGGACUGCCUCUUUCUGAACAUUUGGGUUCCAAUCUUACCAGAAGAGCAGCGAUGUGAAAAAGACAAGAAACUUCCAGUUAUGGUGUGGAUUUUUGGCGGUUCGUUUAGCACUGGAUCCUCUGUCCUCAGCGUCUACGAUGGGCGCUUCCUCUCUACCCGUCAGAAUGUAAUUGUGGUAACAGUGAAUUACAGAUUAGGACCAUUCGGUUUCCUCUACCUCAACUACUCUGGAGCCCCCGGAAAUAUGGGCUUGUGGGAUCAACGUCUCGCGCUAAAGUGGGUCAAGGACAACAUUGAACACUUCAACGGAGACCCCGAUCGAAUUACGCUUUUCGGCGAGUCGGCAGGCUCUGUCAGUGUUAGCGCACAUGUCGUCAGCCCCUGGUCCCACAGCUUCUUUCGAAAUGCCAUCCUCCAAUCGGGUUCUGUGUUUGGAUACUGGGGUGUUGAAACCGCGCAAAAGCAGCUCAAUACGUCUCUCAGGUUGCUCGAUCUGGUAGGCUGUGGAGGAAGGAGUGGAGAAGACCUGCAUGCCUGUCUCCAACUAAAGCCCUCCUCGGCUUUCAUAGAUGCGCAGAACAAUCUCUACGAUCCCUACGCCUACCUCUCCAUCCCCUUCCCGCCCGUUCUUGAUGGGCACUUCCUGCCCUAUACCACGAGUCAGUCCUUCCGGGAAAAUGAGACCCUGACGAUGGAUCCGAAUGCCCUGCCAGUGCACACGCACUCGGAGUACCUGAAGGCCCUCUAUAAGGUGCUGGAUAUGCACGGCGACGAUCGGCCAGACCUCUUGGAGCCGCUGAUAGUUCUGACAGACUUUGAAUACCAGGACUACACACACCUAGUGAGCACCACUUUCUCUCUUUCUCAUAUGUGCAUGAUAAUGGUUUUAUGCCGUAAUUCCACAUAUAUACUAGCUAAAAGCCCAGACACGUGUAUCGCCGAUGUUUCUGCUACUGCGUAA
Dibothriocephalus latus is the source of this 990-nucleotide messenger RNA. The record is from the annotation of a GenBank genome assembly. Lineage: Eukaryota; Metazoa; Platyhelminthes; Cestoda; Diphyllobothriidea; Diphyllobothriidae.